Messenger RNA from Benincasa hispida (wax gourd), 3028 nucleotides. RefSeq names its product type I inositol polyphosphate 5-phosphatase 4-like. The record is from RefSeq and is a predicted model, not a curated record. Gene Ontology annotation, molecular function: inositol-polyphosphate 5-phosphatase activity; phosphatidylinositol-4,5-bisphosphate 5-phosphatase activity; phosphatidylinositol-3,4,5-trisphosphate 5-phosphatase activity. Lineage: Eukaryota; Viridiplantae; Streptophyta; Magnoliopsida; Cucurbitales; Cucurbitaceae. Gene Ontology annotation, biological process: phosphatidylinositol dephosphorylation.
UUAGCCAAGUUUCUCAUGACUGUCAAAGUUGAAUAUUUGAGAAAAAUUCAUUUAUGGAAUUAAUGCCAAUUUCUGUUCUUAAUUCCAAAGGAAAUUCAAAUUUCUAUUUACACCCACAAGAAGGACGAUGCCCAAUUUUCUCCUUGUUUCACUCUAUUUUUUCUCCUCAUAGAAGAAGAUCACAGAGAUGAAGGGAAGGGGAUAGUACUCCGUACUCUGUUCUUUCCUACAUCAAAGUUCAAACCUAACUUUACUGACCAUUCUAGAGAGAAGAAAGAUAAAGUUUAGUUUUUGAGAGGCUAACCAAUUAGAACAAAUGCCCUUCCCCAACUUGGGUUCUUCUUGGAUUUUGGGUUAAUUUUUGCUUUCUCGAAACUCGCACAAAUUCGAACACAAACUCACAAUAAAGAGAGAGGAAAAGCAGAGUUUUUCUUCAAAUACAGAUAGUAUACUCCACACUGUACUCACCACCAGAAACUCUUCUUCAUUCUGUUCGUUACUCCUUAAUUAGGAUGUAAACACACUACAUUCAACUGGGUUUCUGUCAUUUCCUUUGUUUUUAUCUCUUUGGAAGCUCAGGAAAAUGAAAUGCCCACCAACUGGGAUUUUCCUUCUUCUUUCCAUUUGUUUUCUCUUUAUCUACUAAUGAAAACAGGGGAUUGGGAUUCUUCUUCUCUGUUACCUUUUGAUUCUUUGAAUUGAAUGGUGCGUUUGGGUUUCGUUCGAAUUCUUGUUAUUUGAUUGAUUUCAUUUCUUAAGCGCUUAAGAAUCGUUGGGAUUUCCCAUUGUUGUUGUGAGUUUGUGACUUUUGGAAAUAGUUUCAUGAAUCAGUGAAGCAAUGAGAGAUGGAAAUUCUAAGAAAAGCAAGCUUUCAUGGACCAAGACAUUAUUCAAGAAGUGGCUCAAUAUCAAGAGCAAAUCAGAAGAUUUCGAAGCAGACGAUAGCGUUUACGGUGGGGAUGGAAACUGGAGAAACAGCCAUCCAGAGGAGGCAUGUGCCACCAAGAAAAGCCAAACAGAGGGAUCAAGCAAGAGGAACUUUGAAGGAAUCCUCCAGCAUAGUUUUGAAUUUGACUCUCCACAGACCAAUGAUGUGAACAACUACAGUAUCUUUGUAGCUACUUGGAAUGUUGCUGGAAGAUCGCCUCCAAAUCAUUUAAGUCUAGAUGAUUGGCUUCCCAGCUCAACUCCUGCAGAUGUAUACGUUCUUGGAUUUCAGGAAAUUGUUCCUCUGAAUGCUGGCAAUGUGUUGGGAACAGAAGACAAUGGCCCAGCUAAGAAAUGGCUUGCUCUUAUUAGAAAGACUCUAAAUUCUCUGCCUGGCACUGGUUAUCAAGCAUCUUCCCCAUUCCCUGAUUCAUUCACCAAUAUGGAUGCAGAUUUUGAUGGAUCAACAAAGCACAAGGCUUUGUCAUAUUUCCAUCGACGAUCAUUUCAGUCUACUAAUCGAAGUAUGAGAAUGAAUAGUAACAUUUCAACACAAAAGACUCAAUUUGAUCGACGAUUCAGCGAUUUUGAUCAGGUUAUGUUUGGGCAUAGGCCAAGUGAUUAUGAUCCUACUUGCAAAUGGGGCUCAUCUGACGAAGAAAAUGGACUGGGGGACUCUCCAUUUGUCUCCCAAUAUUCGCCUAUUUCCCGCUGUGGUUCCUUCUCCAUUGAUGAUGGAGAUAGGCAACCGGGACGUUCAAGGUAUUGUUUAGUUGCCAGUAAACAAAUGGUUGGUAUAUUUCUUACUGUGUGGGUGAAGAGCGAAAUGAGGGACGAUGUCCACAAUUUGAGAGUGUCUUGUGUAGGCAGAGGAUUGAUGGGUUAUCUUGGAAAUAAGGGAGCAAUCUCAAUUAGUAUGUCAUUGCACCAAACAAGCUUCUGCUUCAUUUGUAGUCACUUAUCAUCCGGGCAGAAGGAGGGUGAUGAGUUUAGGAGGAAUGCCGAUGUUAUGGAGAUACUUAGGAAAACCAGGUUCCCCAGAGCUAAUGGCAUGGAAGAUGAGCAGUCCCCUCAAACAGUUCUAGAGCAUGAUCGGAUUAUCUGGCUGGGCGAUUUGAAUUAUAGGAUUGCCUUGUCUUACCGAUCUGCCAAGGCUCUCGUCGAGAUGCAGAACUGGAGAGCAUUGUUGGAGAAUGACCAGCUGAGGAUAGAACAAAGAUGUGGUCGGGUUUUUGAAGGAUGGAAAGAAGGAAAAAUCUGCUUCCCUCCGACUUACAAAUAUUCUUACAACUCAGAUAGAUACUCGGGAGAUGCCAGGUAUCCGAAAGAAAAGCGGAGGACUCCUGCUUGGUGUGACCGAAUAUUGUGGCAUGGUAGGGGUCUGAAUCAAUUGUCUUAUGUUCGUGGUGAGUCGAGAUUCUCAGACCAUAGACCAGUUUGCAGUGUGUUUUUGGCUGAGGUUGAGUCCCUAACUCAUAACCGGAUUAAGAAGGGUCUGAGUUAUUCCAGUUCAAAGAUUGAAGCUGAAGAGCUAUUGCCAAAACAUGAAUGGUUAUUCGGGACAUAAUUUCUUUGGCAAAUCUUCUAGACGCACGAAACUUCAAAAGAAAAGGCAGUUUACCAAGGGAUCCAAAGGUUUGCUAUAUGGUGGGCACUGCCAAAAGGCUCCUUUGUCUCCAUAAUUAUGAAGGUUUCUAAUGCCUAAAAUCCGAAAAAGAAGAUGAAACACAAGUUGAUCUUCUCCACGCGGUUUUUAUCAACAGUACUUCAUGGAAGGUCCAAACAUGAUAUCAGUAGCAAGGACAAAUGAAGGGAGAGAGAGGGGACAAGUCCUUCAUGUCUAAAUCAUUUGCAGCCCCCUUGAAAUGAAAGGAAAUAAAUAAAUGGGACCCCUUUUUUCUUUGAGGGAAGUAAGGAUUGGCUUCAAAAAAUUAGGACACUUUUUCCUGUUUUCUUUUUGUCAUUUAAAUAUUCUAUUGUUCUGGAGAAUAGAAAAAGGAACUUGUACAGAUGACAUCCAAUUUUCAACUGCAAGUGGAGAAUAAAAAAAAAAAGCUCUAUAUCCAUUCAUGUGGGUCUUGGUUCUGCUGAGCAUUACUGA